Molecule: messenger RNA, 1461 nt
Organism: Lathyrus sativus (Indian pea)
Lineage: Eukaryota; Viridiplantae; Streptophyta; Magnoliopsida; Fabales; Fabaceae
Source: the annotation of a GenBank genome assembly
AUGGUGACCACAAAAACUCAUGCAGUUCUUCUAGCCAGCCCUGGUAUGGGACACCUGUUUCCCACGGUCGAAUUAGGUAAACGACUUACCACUCACCACGGUUUCGACGUCACCAUCUUCGUCGUCAUAGCCACCACCGAUUCCUCCGACGCAACAAAAUCAUUACUUCAACAAACAUCCAACAUUAAUGGCUUCAACAUCAUUGUUACACCUCCCGUCGACGUCUCCGACAAAAUUGACCCUAGCGACUCACCCUUAAGUGCAAGAAUCACUUUAACUAUGAUUGAAUCCCUUCCUUUUAUUCGAUCCAAAAUCUUAUCCAUGAAGUUUCCACCAUCGGUUCUUAUCGUGGAUAUCUUCGGUACUAUGGCUUUACCCAUGGCACGUGAUCUACACAUGUCUACCUACGUUUUCAUUACCUCUAAUGCUUGGUUUUCUGCGGUUACCAUGUAUCUUCCUUUCAUCACCAAUGAAGUGUUUUCAAUGCAUGUUAAUGAUCAUAAACCGCUUUUGAUUCCGGGUUGUGAACCGGUUCGGUUUGAGGAUACACUGUUUCAUUCCCCAAGUGGACCUACUCACGAUGGUUUUGUUAGUGUUGCAAAGGAGAUAUUAUCCGCUGAUGGGAUUUUGAUGAACACGUGGCAAGAUCUGGAGCCGGGAGCAACCAAGGCUGUUAUUGAUAAUGAGAUUUUAGGACGAUUUGCGAAAGGACCGGUUUAUCCGGUUGGACCGAUUGUAAGAACAGUUGAACCGGAAGAGAAGAGUGAGAGUGAGAAUGAGAAUUUAAUUUUAAGCUGGCUUGACCGACAACCGGCUGAAUCGGUGAUUUUUCUGUCGUUCGGGAGUGGUGGGACUCUGUCGGAAGUUCAGACGAGGGAAUUGGCUUACGGGUUAGAGUUGAGUCAGCAGAGGUUUGUUUGGGUGGUGCGGCGGCCGUCGGAAGAUGAUGCAUCUGCGGCGUUUUUUGAGGCGGGGAAUGGUGGUGGUGGUUCGGCGGUGUUGGAUUAUUUGCCUGAGGGGUUUCUGAGUAGGACAAAGGAAGUUGGGUUAUGUACCCCAACAUGGGCCCCACAGACAAAGAUUUUGAAACAUCCCGCGACGGGUGGUUUCGUGACGCACUGCGGUUGGAAUUCUGUGUUGGAAAGUAUCCUUAGAGGUGUUCCAAUGGUUGCGUGGCCGCUAUAUGCAGAGCAAAAGAUGAAUGCUACUCUGCUGUCUGAUGAGCUUGGAGUGGCGGUGCGGGCGACGGCGACGGAGGGAGGUGUUAUUUUAAGGGAACAUAUCGCGGAUGUGAUUAGAAGAGUGAUGGUGGAUGAAGAAGGCAUAGCUAUGAGGGUUAAAGUUAAGGAGUAUAAGGUAAGUGGAGAGAAAGCUCUGUCUAUGAUUGGUUCUUCUCAUGAGUGGCUUUGUCAGAUGGCCAAAGAAUGUCAAGUUCAUGAGACGUUAGCUCGUAAUGCUUAG